GAGGACGUGGGCCGCACCGUGGGCUACCGCAUCGGCAACGACCGCUCCGCCGACAAGGACAGAGCCAGAAUUCUCUUCGUGACCGCGGGCUGGCUCUUGCAGAAGCUCGUCCAUUCCCAGGGCCGGGCGCUCUAUUCGCACGUGUUGCUCGACGAGGUCCACGAGCGAAGUAUCGAAUCGGACCUCUUGUGUUUUAUCCUCAGGGACCGUCUGAGUGCAGCUUCCUCCUCUGGCCAGGCUGCACCUAAACUAAUUCUGAUGUCAGCCACGCUCCAGAGCAGCAUCUUCCAGGACUACUUUCACCCUGCUCUGCUAGGUUCCUCCCCACCUCCUUCCUCCAGUUCCUCGGACGCGCUCUCCCAUCUUGUUUCUUGCGAGAGGACUGGGAAUGGUGGGAUUCCCGGGAGGGAAUCAACGAAGGAGGGAACGGGAACCUCGGGCGUGGGGCGCGCGGGUUUCUACGAAAAGGAGGAGGAGUGGAGGGAGGGAGGGAAAGAGGAGGAUGACGACGAAGAGAAGGAUGAAGAGGUGCCGACGCUGCACGUGGGCGCCAAAAGCCCUUUCUCGGUAGGAAGGAGGGAGGGGGGUAGGGAGGGAAGGAGGGAGGGGGGAAGUGAAGGAGCGCUCGCACAGCCUACCUCGCCUCGACGUUCUUGGUCCGAUACUCGCCCACCCCGCCACUUCCUUCCCUCCCUCCUCCUUCUCUUUCUCCCUCCUCUCAAGGUUACGGAGGUCUACCUGGAGGACCUCCGUGGCUUCUGUGCUUUCCUGGAGGCGGACCUCGCGCUAUCCUGCUUCGUCGACUCCAUGGUCAAACGCGGAGAAAGCAUGGCAGGGAGCAAGCCGGCCCUGGAGGAGAAGAUGAUGACGAUUGCCGUCAAGCUUCUCUCCUCCUUGGUCGCACCAGGGCAGGUAGCCCUGGUUUUUGUCGCAGGCAUGGCCGACAUCGAGGACCUUCACACGCACUUCUCCGACCUGCUCCCUCCGCAUAAACUCGCGAGCCUGGAGAUUCUCCCCUUCCAUUCCCUCAUUUCCGUCGAGGAAACGGACAAAGUCUUCGAGCCCUCGCCCACUCGAUCCAAGAUCAUCAUCGCCACCAACAUCGCCGAAGCCUCCCUGACCAUUAAUGACGUCAAGUUCGUUGUCGAUUUCGGCGUCGCCAAGGCCCUCCGCUAUGACAUAUUGGAGCAUCGAACGGUCCUUGGCUACAGCUGGGUCUCGCAGGCAAGCGCCAACCAACGUCGAGGACGCACGGGGCGUGUCUGUGAUGGCUUUGUCAUUCGACUCUAUACGAGGGCCUUCUUUGCUUCUCUCUCCCCGCACGACGAGCCAGAGAUCCUGACGAAGCCUUUGGACGCCGUCAUUCUCCAGAUGAAGAUCAUGGAAUUUCCGGAUCCGAUUCAAGCUCUUAUGCGCUGUAUCACCCCUCCCGAAGUGGAGCAGGUGACAGCUGCCACCGGAUAUUUGUUCGAAAUCGGGGCGUUGGAGGCGAAUGACGCGACCUCUCCCACCACAGCUCUGGGCCCCCUUCUAAACACUUUAGGAGUCGACCUGCCGAUCGCGAGGAUGAUGAUCUUGGGAUGCGUGCUGGGCGUGGGCCUCGAGGCGAUCGUCAUGGCGGCAAGCCUGUGCCUUCCUCAGGAUGUCUUCCGCCUCCCUCACCCCACAUUCAGCAAAUCUAUCCCCGCAUUUUUCCACGAGAUGGGCCGUGUCCAAUUUUACAAAGAAGCGUACUCCUACGGCCUGGUUCGCGGCAAGAGGGAGCUCAAGAAGCGUCAACGCGAUUGGUGCACGGAGAGAGGACUGGUAUCGCGGACGCUUGACCGCCUCCAUAUGGAGGUGCACAAGACCCUUGUCAGGCCUACCUACGUGCAAGAGCUGCUCAGAGACCAGGAAAAGAUUUUCCUCCUUCGCAGCCUCCUUCUCGGCUCUUUCCACGCCAAUCUGCUGCGAGGCACCAUGAGCGCCCGCGGUAAUUCUGAAGAAGAUGACCGGAAGCUCGUCAUUCGCCGCCCGCCGGCAGAGAUC
Molecule: messenger RNA, 2028 nt
Organism: Nannochloropsis gaditana CCMP526
Product: deah (asp-glu-ala-his) box polypeptide 9
Exons: 17
Cellular component (GO): intracellular anatomical structure
Molecular function (GO): RNA binding
Source: RefSeq, a predicted model, not a curated record